CCCGCCAACUCCAACAAGCCGCUGACGCCGUUCAGCAUCGAGGACAUCCUCAACAAGCCGUCCGUGCGGCGAAGUUACUCGCUGUGCGGGGCGGCGCACCUGCUGGCCGCGGCGGACAAACACGCGCCGGGCGGCUUGCCGCUGGCGGGCCGCGCGCUGCUCUCGCAGACCUCGCCGCUGUGCGCGCUGGAAGAACUCGCCAGCAAGACCUUUAAGGGGCUGGAGGUCAGCGUCCUGCAGGCAGCCGAAGGUCGCGACGGGAUGACCAUCUUUGGGCAGAGGCAGACCCCCAAGAAGCGACGGAAGUCGCGUACGGCCUUCACCAACCACCAGAUCUACGAGUUGGAGAAGCGCUUCCUCUACCAGAAAUACUUGUCCCCCGCCGACCGCGACCAAAUCGCGCAGCAACUGGGCCUCACCAACGCACAGGUCAUCACCUGGUUCCAGAACCGGCGCGCCAAGCUCAAGCGGGACCUGGAGGAGAUGAAGGCCGACGUGGAGUCCGCCAAGAAACUGGGCCCAAGCGGGCAGAUGGACAUCGUGGCGCUGGCCGAACUAGAGCAGAACUCGGAGGCCGCGGGCGGCGGCGGCUGCGGCCGGGCCAAGUCGAGGCCCGGCUCCCCGGCAAUACCCCCAGGCGUCCCGCAGGCCCCGGGCGCCGGGCCCCUGCAGCUCUCCCCGGCCUCCCCGCUCACGGACCAGCCGGCCAGCAGCCAGGACUGCUCAGAGGACGAGGAAGACGAGGAGAUCGACGUGGACGACUGA
Molecule: messenger RNA, 765 nt
Organism: Echinops telfairi (small Madagascar hedgehog)
Lineage: Eukaryota; Metazoa; Chordata; Mammalia; Afrosoricida; Tenrecidae
Gene: LBX1
Product: ladybird homeobox 1
Exons: 2
Biological process (GO): regulation of DNA-templated transcription
Molecular function (GO): DNA binding; DNA-binding transcription factor activity, RNA polymerase II-specific
Source: RefSeq, a predicted model, not a curated record